AAAAAUAUAAAAAAUUAUUAUAUUUUAAAAAAAUAAAAAUAAAUUAAUAAAUAAUAACAUUAAUAAAUAUAAAAUUAUAAAAAAUAAAUAUAUUUUAAUAUUAAUAACUUAAUAUCAAUGGAAGGAACAAAUAAAAGACCUAUUACCAGAAGAAAUUCAAUUGAAGAUCUGACAAAAAGCUAUCAACAUCCCUAUAGCAUUAGAUAUCAUUUUACAAAUGAUGGUAAAUGUUUAGCAGCAAAAAAAUAUAGAGAAAAAAACAAUCUUUCAAAUGAUACAAUAAAUACUUUAGAUUAUCACUUUGCCAAAGAGAGGGUAUAGAGCAACUAUGAUGAACCUUUAAUUCAAAUGCUUAUUGAAGAAAAAAAGAAACAAAUACAUAUUUAAGUAUAAAGAAAUCCAAAAAUACUUAGAAGAAAGUUUAGAUCACAGAAAUGAUACAAUAAAAUAUUGGAAAGAAAAUAGUAUUGAAUAUCCAACAUUAUAAUCAAUUAUAAGAAAUGUUCUUUCAGUUGCUUCUUCUUCCGUUGAAAUUGAAAGAACAUUUUCGGGUGCUAAGUUGUUGGUUACAUGUAGACAACAGAUCAAAUUUGGGUUGGGAAAGAAUAGAACAAUGUGUGUUAUUAAUGGAAUGGUCAAACAUUUCAAGAGUAGAUAUUGUCGAAAAAACUCUGUCUUUAAUAAUUAUUCAAAUAUUUCAAAAAUGGAAUGAUUAAAUAAAAUUGUACAAGAAUUUUAAAUUUUUUUCAUAC
Molecule: messenger RNA, 752 nt
Organism: Dictyostelium purpureum
Lineage: Eukaryota; Evosea; Eumycetozoa; Dictyosteliales; Dictyosteliaceae
Exons: 2
Source: RefSeq, a predicted model, not a curated record